AUACCCCGGAUGCAGAAAAGUGAGCCCGGAUGUACAAUGCAGCUAGGGGCGGGAUGCCACGCCUCGCGAAAGCUUGGCCCCUCCCUGCUCGCCAGGUGGAGUCCGGCGCGCGGCAGGAUACCCUACUGUCUUGUGCUGGGUGGUGCUGGGCCUCCCAGAGCGGUCUGAACCUUUCUUUUUUUUUAAAGAAUAAAUCUAACAAGAAAUGUGUAAGAUCUAUAUGAGAAAAAUAAUAAAAUUCACCUGAAGGACAUAAAAGAAGACCAAAACAAAUGAAACAACACAUAUUUCUGGAUGAGAAAACUCAAUAUUAUAAAGAGGUUAGUUCUCUAAAAUGAAUCCCUAAACCCACAAAGUCAAUGUAUUUCCAAUGAAAUUGUCAACAGCAUUAUUUUCUGAAGUGGGAUGAGUAGUGCUAAGAUUUAUAAGAAAGCCAACAUUCCAGAGCAGUGGGGAAGGGAUUGCUUCACCACCAAAUAGCCAUAUUAGAGUAUUCCCUUGCACCAUACCCAAACCACCAUCUCCCAGGACCCGGGAGAGCAGAAAAGAGGAAUGAGAAGAAAGGCGAGGAUGUGAGGUGUGCCCUCAUAAUGGCGGUGCAUGCAGCACAAGCAAUUGCAGAAAGACUAAAGUACUGAACAAAUAGAAAACUUGGAAAAAUAUUAGAAGGAAAUGUGGGAGAACAUUUUUGCAAUUUGGGGAUUGGAAACGGUUUUCUUAACAAGAUAUAAAAACCCCAAAACAAGAAAACAAAGGUUGAAAUUCAUAAAAACUAGAUACUUCUGUAUGAUGAAAGACACGAUUAAUCAAGUUGUUAAGUUUAGCAAUAGACUAGGGGAGAUAUCAUAGUAUAUUUAACAGACAAAGGAUUAAUAGAUAUUACAGAUGAAAUAUAAAAUAGUUUCUCCAAGUCCAUAGGCAGAAGAUAAUCCAAUAGCAACAUAGUUAAAUAAUGUAAACAAAUCAUCCUUAGAAGAAGAAAUGCAAUCACCAAGAAACACAUGAAAAGGUGUCCAGCAUUUUGCAAUUCAAGCAACAAUGAGGUGACAGAUCGGCAAAAAACUCAUAAAGAUUUAUCAUCUGAAGGAUUGGCCAAGAUAAAGCCAAACUUCUCGUGUUGGCAGAAGAAACUGGUGAAGCCAUGUGAAGAGGCCACGUGGUCCUGCCUACCAAGAUGUAAAAUGUGUACAGCAUUUGAACUAGCAAUUCAGCCUCCAGGAGCCAUCCAGAAGAAACACUGACACACACUUAGACUCUGGUGAAAUUCAAGGACUUCUGCCACAGCCUCCUUCGAAAUAGUGAAAAUCUGAAACUGCCUCAAUGACCAUCAACAGGAAGUUGAUUUUAAAGUGUUACAGCACAUCUGUCUGGAGAGAUCGCACUGGCCACUCCUCCUCACCCCGUCUGCUGGACCUCUGAGCGUAGGUGGCCUGGAGCUGGGUUGUGAGCCCUCUUUGGUCUAUACCGACACUACCCAAUAUGGUAGCCACCAGUCACACUGGACACUUGAAAAGUGGCCGAUCCUAACUGAGAAGGGCCAUGAGUGGGAAAUACACACCAGACCUCAGUGACUUAGGCAGAAGUAUGUUUUGUUCCAGACUAUUGACUGAGCCUGCAGCUGAGUUGGCUCCAGCACCCUGGCCCCCUGCUCCAUCCACUCACUGGGACUCCCCACUGCACAGGGCACCCUCUCCAGGGGCACUUGGGCUGUGAAGGGGAGAGUGGGUGUCAUCCCAGGCUGAAGCUUCCUGAGCAGGGCCAGAGGAGGAGCCAGUCCCUGUGGGCCUCUGUUCUGACAGUGUCAACCUCAGCCAGGCUUGUGUGGGCCAGAUGUACUGUUCUGGUUCAGAUUUCAAGGCAAUAGUCAGGGCAGGCCGCGCCAAAGCCCUCCGAUGGGCUCCCCUACUGCCUGGCAGACCCGUCCAGCUUUGGACUCUGGCCCUGCGACCUGGAAGUCAGGCUGCCAAGAGGUCCAGGCAGUGGCCUCCACUGUGGAGGGUCUCUGGAGAGUUUACAGCCCUAGAUAGGGGGGUUAGGGAUGUGAGAUGGUCCCAGGGGCCUGCUCCUGAGCCACGCCAAGCUGCCUGCUCCCUUUCCUCUGCUUCCAGACUCACAGGGUCCUCUGCUCGUCAGAACAGGAGUGUGGGAGACCCUGAGACACUGCCCCAGGACCUGAACAGGUGGCAAAGGCUUAACAGGCUAGCGGUCACUGUAGUGACAAGGCGAUUGAGUGGUCACCAUGGUGAUGGGGAUGGAGGCUCUUUGCCACCAGUCCCAGUUUUAUGCAUGGCAGCUCUAAUGACAGGAUGAUCAGCCCUGCUGAGGCCACUCCUGGUCACCGUGACAACCACAGGCCCUCUCAGGAGCACAGUAAGCCCUGGCAGGAGAAUCCCCCACUCCACACCUGGCUGGAGCAGGAAAUGCCGAGCGGCGCCUGAGCCCCAGGGAAGCAGGCUAGGGUGUGAGAGACACAGUCACCUGCAGCCUAAUUACUCAAAAGCUGUCCCCAGGCCACAGAAGGGAGAGGACAUUUCCUACUGAAUCUGUCUGAAGGACACUAAGCCCCACAGCUCAACACAACCAGGAGAGAAAGUGCUGAGAACGCCACCCAAGCGCCCAGCGAUGGCCCUGCCUGGAGAACAUCCAGGCUCAGUGAGGAAGGGUCCAGAAGGGAAUGCUUGCCGACUCGCUGGAGAACAAUGAAAAGGAGGAAACUGUGACUGAACCUCAAACCCCAAACCAGCCCGAGGAGAACCACAUUCUCCCAGGAACCCAGGGCGGGCCGUGACCCCUGCAGGGGAGAAGCCUUGGACAUUUCCACUUCAGAAGCCUACUGGGGAAGGCUGAGGGGUCCCAGCUCCCUGCGCUGGCUGCUGUGCAGAUGCUGGACGACAGAGCCAGGAUGGAGGCCGCCAAGAAGGAGAAGGUAGAGCAGAUCCUGGCAGAGUUCCAGCUGCAGGAGGAGGACUUGAAGAAGGUCAUGAGACGGAUGCAGAAGGAGAUGGACCGUGGCCUGAGGCUGGAGACCCAUGAAGAGGCCAGUGUGAAGAUGCUGCCCACCUACGUGCGCUCCACCCCAGAAGGCUCAGAAGUCGGGGACUUCCUCUCCCUGGACCUGGGUGGCACUAACUUCAGGGUGAUGCUGGUGAAGGUGGGAGAAGGUGAGGAGGGGCAGUGGAGCGUGAAGACCAAACACCAGAUGUACUCCAUCCCCGAGGACGCCAUGACCGGCACUGCUGAGAUGCUCUUCGACUACAUCUCUGAGUGCAUCUCCGACUUCCUGGACAAGCAUCAGAUGAAGCACAAGAAGCUGCCCCUGGGCUUCACCUUCUCCUUUCCUGUGAGGCACGAAGACAUCGAUAAGGGCAUCCUUCUCAACUGGACCAAGGGCUUCAAGGCCUCAGGAGCAGAAGGGAACAAUGUCGUGGGGCUUCUGCGAGACGCUAUCAAACGGAGAGGGGACUUUGAAAUGGAUGUGGUGGCAAUGGUGAAUGACACGGUGGCCACGAUGAUCUCCUGCUACUACGAAGACCAUCAGUGCGAGGUCGGCAUGAUCGUGGGCACGGGCUGCAAUGCCUGCUACAUGGAGGAGAUGCAGAAUGUGGAGCUGGUGGAGGGGGACGAGGGCCGCAUGUGCGUCAAUACCGAGUGGGGCGCCUUCGGGGACUCCGGCGAGCUGGACGAGUUCCUGCUGGAGUAUGACCGCCUGGUGGACGAGAGCUCUGCAAACCCCGGUCAGCAGCUGUAUGAGAAGCUCAUAGGUGGCAAGUACAUGGGCGAGCUGGUGCGGCUCGUGCUGCUCAGGCUCGUGGACGAAAACCUGCUCUUCCACGGGGAGGCCUCCGAGCAGCUGCGCACACGCGGAGCCUUCGAGACGCGCUUCGUGUCGCAGGUGGAGAGCGACACGGGCGACCGCAAGCAGAUCUACAACAUCCUGAGCACGCUGGGGCUGCGACCCUCGACCACCGACUGCGACAUCGUGCGCCGCGCCUGCGAGAGCGUGUCUACGCGCGCUGCGCACAUGUGCUCGGCAGGGCUGGCGGGCGUCAUCAACCGCAUGCGCGAGAGCCGCAGCGAGGACGUAAUGCGCAUCACUGUGGGCGUGGAUGGCUCCGUGUACAAGCUGCACCCCAGCUUCAAGGAGCAGUUCCAUGCCAGCGUGCGCAGGCUGACGCCCAGCUGCGAGAUCACCUUCAUCGAGUCGGAGGAGGGCAGUGGCCGGGGCGCGGCCCUGGUCUCGGCGGUGGCCUGUAAGAAGGCCUGCAUGCUGGGCCAGUGAGAGCAGUGGCCGCAAGCGCAGGGAGGAUGCCACAGCCCCACAGCACCCAGGCUACAUGGGGAACUGCUCCCCACACGUGCUCGCAGCCUGGCGGGGCAGGAGGCCUGGCCUUGUCAGGACCCAGGCCGCCUGCCAUACCGCUGGGGAACCUAGCGGGCCUCUUCCCUCAGUUUUUCGGUGGGACAGCCCCAGGGCCCUAACGGGGGUGCGGCAGGAGCAGGAACAGAGACUCUGGAAGCCCCCCACCUUUCUCGCUGGAAUCAACUUCCCAGAAGGGAGUUGCUCACUCAGGACUUUGCUGCAUUUCCACACUGUCAGAGCUGUUGGCCUCGCCUGGGCCCAGGCUCUGGGAAGGGGUGCCCUCUGGAUCCUGCUGUGGCCUCACUUCCCUGGGAACUCAUCCUGUGUGGGGAGGCAGCUCCAACAGCUUGACCAGACCUAGACUGGGCCAAAAGGGCAGCCAGGGGCUGCUCAUCACCCAGUCCUGGCCAUUUUCUUGCCUGAGGCUCAAGAGGCCCAGGGAGCAAUGGGAGGGGGCUCCAUGGAGGAGGUGUCAAGUUUCGAAUACCCCCAGAGACCUUUUCUCUCCCAUACCACCAUCCCUGAGUGGCUUGUGAUUCUGGGAUGGACCCUCGCAGCAGGUGCAAGAGACAGAGCCCCCAAGCCUCUGCCCCAAGGGGCCCACAAAGGGGAGAAGGGCCAGCCCUACAUCUUCAGCUCCCACAGCGCUGGCUCAGGAAGAAACCCCAAGCAGCAUUCAGCACACCCCAAGGGAAGACCCCAUCAUAUGACAUGCCACCCUCUCCAUGCCCAACCUAAGAUUGUGUGGGUUUUUUAAUUAAAAAUGUUAAAAGUUUUAAA
Gorilla gorilla gorilla (western lowland gorilla) is the source of this 5140-nucleotide messenger RNA. It is a transcript of the gene GCK, whose product is annotated as glucokinase. The record is from RefSeq and is a predicted model, not a curated record. Gene Ontology annotation, biological process: carbohydrate phosphorylation; glucose metabolic process; regulation of insulin secretion. Gene Ontology annotation, cellular component: cytosol; mitochondrion. NCBI's taxonomy places the organism in Eukaryota, Metazoa, Chordata, Mammalia, Primates, Hominidae. The coding region runs from base 2882 to 4279 and encodes 465 amino acids. Gene Ontology annotation, molecular function: fructokinase activity; glucokinase activity; mannokinase activity. The transcript is spliced from 11 exons.